AUUUUUUUUUGUUUCUUGGUAGUGAGCUUUUAUGUGAAUUUUCUUUUGAUUAUAAAGAAAUUAUUAACAAAAAGAUGUUUGAGAAAAUGCUAUUGGGUGAUCGCCUUCCUCUUUCGACAUUCGUGGCGGUUUUUCUUUUGAUACUUUUAAUGAUUUACUUCAAAACGUGGCUAAGAUGUUCAUGGCUCGUAUUGAAAUUAAAAGGACCGACUGCUUUACCCAUUGUUGGAAAUGCAUUGAUUAUUGCAGAUUCAGCAAGAAUGGAAUACUUGGCAAAUGUUUGUCAUACACUGUUUGGAAGGAUAUUUCGCAUAUGGGUGUCAGUAAUUCCGGCAGUUAUGGUUUUAGAGCCAAAGGAUGUUCAAACGAUAAUAGGGUCGAGUAAACACAACGAUAAGAAUUUUUUGUACGCUCUUAUGCACAAUUUUAUCGGCGAAGGUUUGAUAUCGAAUAACGGUGAUAAAUGGAAAAUACAUAGGAAAUUAAUUCAACCCCAUUUCCAUAUUAACAUUUUGGAACUUUACGUUAAUAGUUUUUGUAAAAGCUCCUCCAGACAAGUUCGAAAAUUAAAAAACGUUAAAGAUAUCAACGUUAACACAUACGUAAACGAUUGUGUGUUAGAUAUUUUACAUGAAACAAUCUUAGGGAUUCCAUUAGAAGAUGCCGAAACUAAAGAAAAAUCUCCAUUUAGAAAAGGUGCAAUAACACUUCCCAUUCGAAUACAAAAGCCUUGGUAUUUAUUUGAUUAUCUCUAUAAGUUUACAACAAUAGCUCAAGAUGAAUUGUCUCAAAAGACUAAGCUUCAUGAUUAUACGAGAAAGAUGAUUGAAUUAAAUAAAUCCAUCAAAAAUGAUAGUAACCACAGUUUGUUGCGAAUUUUUCUCGACAUAUCUGAAAAUAAUCCACAGUUUACAGAGGAUGACGUUGUUAACGAGAUUUGCACAUUUAUGUUAGCAGGCCAAGAUUCGGUUGCAGCAGCUGUAGCUUUUUCGCUUCAUUGUUUGGCUUAUAACCAAGAAGCUCAAGCAAAAGUAUGUCAAGAACUUGAUGAAAUUUUCAAUGGAAGUGAUCGAUGUGCAGAUGCAAGCGAUUUAAGGAAAAUGAGAUAUUUGGAACAAUGCAUUAAAGAAACUUUAAGAUUAUAUCCAAGUGUUCCAAUUAUUGCAAGAAAACUAUCUGAAGAUGUUACAAUAGAUAAAUAUACUCUUCCUGAAGGUUGUAAUGUAUUCAUUUGUCCAUAUGCGACGCAUAGAUUAGCACAUAUUUAUGAAAAUCCAAAAAAAUUCGAUCCGGACAGAUUUUCACCAGAAAACCUGGAAAAACUUCAUCCAUUCGCUUUUAUUCCAUUUAGUGCUGGACCAAGAAAUUGUAUCGGAUAUAAAUUUGCUUAUUUAGAAAUGAAAGUUAUUUUAUCUUCAAUACUAAGAUCGUACAAAAUAUUUCCAUCUCACACGAAAUUUUCUAUUUUAUACCGAAUUACGUUAAGAGCCAAAGGAGGAAUUUGGGUUAGAUUCGAACCAAGAGAAGCAAUCAAAAAUAAUAAUAAUAAUUAAGAAAAAUUUUGUUAUUGAUAUUUAUGUUAUUAAUAAAAAGAAUGGGUUU
Messenger RNA from Onthophagus taurus, 1602 nucleotides. RefSeq names its product Probable cytochrome P450 4aa1 (gene Cyp4aa1). Lineage: Eukaryota; Metazoa; Arthropoda; Insecta; Coleoptera; Scarabaeidae. Gene Ontology annotation, molecular function: monooxygenase activity; iron ion binding; oxidoreductase activity, acting on paired donors, with incorporation or reduction of molecular oxygen. The record is from RefSeq and is a predicted model, not a curated record.